AUGGCCCAAUGUCAUAGACCUUGGUCAGAUGUGGUGGAUAUCUUAAUAACAAACAGAAAACAGGAACUGUCGGUCGCAUGUGAUUCCUCGGCAUUUAUAACUGCCAACGAGUGCUCGCAGUUAUACCCGGAUAUGACCACCAAUUCCACUGAUACCACAAUAAGUCCUGUUAAGGAGAUCCCAAUUGAUAUGCCAAACAAUAAACCCAGUGAAUGGACUACUGAGGCAAACAUACCUGAAAGGAAUCCCUUAGAUUCCCCAUAUAUGGACAAUACAAACCAUAGCUUAGAUUCCUACCCCACCUACCAUUCCGGUGAUAAUAGUAUUGAACCCAAGAUUGAAAGUUAUACUUCAGAUUCAUAUGAUAUCUCUUUUGGCACAUCAGUAGCCAUAGGAAUGGCUUUAUAUCUACUCUUAAUUCACUUGUAA
This is a messenger RNA of Oppiella nova, 429 nucleotides long. Lineage: Eukaryota; Metazoa; Arthropoda; Arachnida; Sarcoptiformes; Oppiidae. The record is from the annotation of a GenBank genome assembly.